AUGCAGACCGGAACCGACCCACGCUUGUUGAUCAAUCCCGACAUUGUUUUGGCACACCAGCGACUAGAAGAGGACAUACAUCGCCAAAUGAAUCCAAAUCCAGCAGAUGAGGACAACAGGCCUGAAGAAAAUUUUAAUCACUACGAUCCGCAACCAGAAGCCCAUGAAAAUGAUGAUAGUCUAAUUGAUCAAUUGAAUGCACAUCACACCUCAGUAGAUCAGCGAAAUCGACAUCAGGCAACAAAUAACCACUGGACAGAAUUGAUUCCAACCCUCCAUGGAGCAUACCUUUGGCUCCAAGUCAAGACAAAGAACUGGACAAGCUCCAAUGCUUUCGAAAACCUUUCAUCGGACUUUUGCGAGUGCAACCAGUUUAAAAAUCGAAAAGUGGACUUGAUCGAUUUGAAUAUUUCUUGUUGGGAGGUCAAAAACGAGAGUCCAUUUCUUUCUGCCAGUGCACACCUGAUAUACUCCACCUACUUGCUCGUGGAUACAUUGGUAGUACACCAGUAG
Puccinia graminis f. sp. tritici CRL 75-36-700-3 is the source of this 513-nucleotide messenger RNA. RefSeq lists its product as uncharacterized. Bases 1 to 513 code for a protein of 170 amino acids. The transcript is spliced from 2 exons. NCBI's taxonomy places the organism in Eukaryota, Fungi, Basidiomycota, Pucciniomycetes, Pucciniales, Pucciniaceae. The record is from RefSeq and is a predicted model, not a curated record.